Molecule: messenger RNA, 753 nt
Organism: Phragmites australis (common reed)
Lineage: Eukaryota; Viridiplantae; Streptophyta; Magnoliopsida; Poales; Poaceae
Product: major strawberry allergen Fra a 1-E-like
Exons: 2
Coding region: 35-490 (151 amino acids)
Biological process (GO): abscisic acid-activated signaling pathway; defense response
Cellular component (GO): cytoplasm; nucleus
Molecular function (GO): protein phosphatase inhibitor activity; signaling receptor activity; abscisic acid binding
Source: RefSeq, a predicted model, not a curated record
AGUCAUCAGGUGAGUGUGACUGAGAGUAAAAAGAAUGAAGAGCUUGCAAGGUGAGGUCCAGCUGAACAUCCCUGCAACCAAGGCGUGGGAGAUUUUCACCAAUAAUGAAACUGUGGCCAAGAUCAACCCUGAGAUGCUUGCUGGAGCAGAGUACCUGGAAGGCGAUGGCAGCCCAGGCAGCCUCAGGCUCUUCAGGCUAGGACCUGCGCUGCAUCACUUUGUGAAGGAAUCAGUCCAGAAGAUUGAAAAGAUUGAGUCAGGCCGUUGCCUCGGGUAUGAAGUCAUCCGUGGUGAGCUGAAGGAGAUGUAUGAUCCCUACCAUGUCACCGUCUCCUUCAUCCCCGUCCCGGGGAAGGAAGGCGAGCAGUGCAUCGCCACAUGGAAAGCCGAAUUUGAGCCGAUCUCCCCCACCACUCCAAUGCCUGAGAAUGCCAAGGAUGCCGCCCUCGGGUUCCUCAAGCUGUUUGAGACGUGCGGUGCCUCCGACUAGUACAUGUCAGGGAUGUUGGUCACGGAAGAAAAUGUGCUCAACUCCAUUGGCUUUGGGAUGUGUCAUAUGCCAAUGGUAUUAUGUGUCUUGUGCCUGUAUAAUGUGUGCCCUGACGAGCACUAAGAAAUACAAGUGCAGGGCAAUAAGGAUUGUAAUGUUUUGUAUUCCUCAGCGGUUGCUCUCCUUCCCUGUUUAUAUUUGAUGUGCCCUACUUGGCUACAACAUUUCUAUGAGAAUUUUCCAGUAAGCACUGCAUUGUCCUU